ACUUAACCAAUUAAACCAAAAGAAAAAAUGGCAUCUAUCAUCACCUCAGCAGCCGACGCCGCCCACUCUGCAGCAGUUAAUCUCCUUUCCGCAGCCCAAGUCACCGUCGGUGCCUCCAUUCACGACAAGGCAUCCGGGAAGAAAGUCAAGGCGAGUGGGAACCCCACUGAGGCGAUUGAUUUUAGUGAGAAGUUGAAAGAGGGGAGAGUCGUUGUCGUCGGUGUACCGGGAGCGUUCACACCAUCGUGCAACAACCAAGCACCAGGAUACAUCUCCAACGCAGCUGCGUUCAUCGCCAAAGGCAUUACAGCCAUCUACAUCGUCGCAGUUAAUGAUGCUUUCGUCGUUCAAGCAUGGAAAGAGAAGUUAACAGAGGGUAAAGACACUCCAGCCGUCCACUUCAUCGCAGACGACAAAGGCGAGUUCGUGUCCUCCCUCGGCUUGGUCUUCGACGCUUCCCCUUUGUUGGGUGGACCUCGUUCCAAACGCUUCGUCCUCGUAGCAGACCAAGGCAAAGUAACCCACGUCGCAGUCGAACCCUCCCCAGCAGACGUUACGAUCACCAGAGCCGAAACGUUCCUCGCCCAGCUCUAAACCUUCGAACUUCCCUAAGCCUUGGUCUUGGUGCAAAUGAACAGUUGAGUUUUGGAUAUGGUAUGCUCUUGUAUGCUAUGAAGAUUGUCGGGGUCGGGAAUGUUUUUCUAGGUUUCUAUGUUCUCGAUACAUGCAGACAAGAAGACAAAAAAUUCUUGUGUAAAGUUUAAAAUGAAAAACUGUAUGUAUAUUAGGCUAGGUUGUAGGUUAUAUGCACAGUAAAACCUCAAUACCG
Fomitiporia mediterranea MF3/22 is the source of this 829-nucleotide messenger RNA. RefSeq names its product Redoxin. Gene Ontology annotation, cellular component: cytosol; peroxisome; mitochondrion. The transcript has 5 exons. The record is from RefSeq and is a predicted model, not a curated record. Gene Ontology annotation, molecular function: thioredoxin peroxidase activity. Lineage: Eukaryota; Fungi; Basidiomycota; Agaricomycetes; Hymenochaetales; Hymenochaetaceae. Bases 28 to 594 code for a protein of 188 amino acids. Gene Ontology annotation, biological process: hydrogen peroxide catabolic process; cell redox homeostasis; cellular response to oxidative stress.